UGGCAAGUGUGUGGAAGCGGCAGUACAGUAAAGUGUUCGCAAGUAACUUGGCGAGAGUGUGGCGCAUUGUCAUCAAGACUGAACGAAACAGCCCAAGUCAGCCUGCAUCCUGCAAUCCAAGUGAAAUUUAAUUCUGUUUAUUUUCGGUUUGUAGUAAAAGUGCCCACGGUCAUUAAAUGUAAAUCUUUUUUAUUUUCUAUUUCAAACGCUUACAAUUUGAUCUCGCUAUUGAUUAUAAUGCAUUUUUAACUUGUAUAAAAUCUACACUAUAAGUUAACCUAUCAAGUUGAGCCUAUUCUACUAUGAGUACUCACCAGAGUCCAUCUAUUAUCCAGCAGCAACAACAACAGGCUGUUGACAAGGAAAAGAUUUACGAGUGGAUAAUUGAGCUCUCCAACCCAGAGACACGAGAGAAUGCUCUUCUUGAACUAAGCAAGAAGAGAGAAGUGGUUUCGGACUUGGCUCCGAUGCUAUGGAACUCGUUCGGAACAAUAGUGGCUCUGCUGCAGGAGAUCAUCAAUAUCUACCCGGCGAUUAAUCCGCCCACACUUACUGCUCAUCAGUCGAACAGGGUGUGCAACGCACUCGCCCUGCUCCAAUGUGUCGCCUCCCAUCCUGAUACCAGGUCAUUUUUCCUGCAAGCUCAUAUUCCCUUAUUCCUCUAUCCAUUUCUGCACACUGUGAGCAAAACUCGGCCAUUCGAAUAUCUGCGUUUGACCAGUUUGGGUGUGAUUGGAGCCCUUGUGAAGACUGACGAGCAAGAAGUGAUAACGUUCUUGUUGACUACUGAGAUAAUACCUCUGUGUUUACGAAUAAUGGAAUCAGGAUCUGAACUCAGUAAGACAGUAGCUACUUUCAUCCUGCAGAAGAUUCUCCUAGAUGACAGUGGGCUCUCCUACAUAUGUCAAACCUACGAUCGAUUCUCUCAUGUUGCAAUGAUUCUGGGUAAAAUGGUGCUGUCUUUGGCGAAAGAUCCUUCGGCUCGCUUGCUCAAACAUGUUGUACGAUGCUACCUGCGUCUGUCCGACAACCCCAGAGCUAGGGAAGCACUUCGCCAGUGCCUACCGGAUCAGUUGCGAGAUGCUACGUUCGCCGCCUGCCUUCAGGAGGACAAAUCGACGAAGCACUGGUUGGCCCAGCUGCUCAAGAACCUGGAAACCAGCCCUGGCGUCGGAGUGACCGUAGGCAUGUCGCCACUGGUACCGCAGUGACUAGACUCAACUCUAAUUGAUCACAUGUGAUAACAAAAACAAUCUCCAACUCGAAUUAUGGUCCCAUUCCGUAUUGUUAGCUUCUGAUUUGUGAUAAUCUGACGUUAUUUGCGUUACAGCAUUAUUCAUAUAAUGUUACCAAUCAAGAUCGAGAAAACUAAAGCAAAAAAAUCAAUGUUUAAAAACGUGUAUAUAUCUAUAAAUUAAUGUCUUGUAUACAGAGUUCUCUAAUCGGAUCAUUUACAAAAUGAAUCAUCUAAAAACUUGAAAUUUAUUGAAUCCUUAUUAUCCUAUUGGAUGACCCAAUAACUGGCCCUAAAUUAUUCCUCCAAUGAUAAUUUUUUCACAGGAAGAAUAUUCGAAGCCAAGUUGAAAAAAUCACGGAUGUGACUGAAGUUAUUAAUUUAAUUUAGUGAUUGCUUUCUUCAUUAUAUAAAAAUCAGUUUUGUGAUCCUUGUCAAUUUUCCGACUAGACAUCAAUAUUGCAGGCCAGGAAUUCUACAAACCCUUACAUCUAGAAUCUAGAAGACUUGUAACAAUGAUGCCAAAGUUGAUUAUCUUGUUUUAUAGUACAGACAUCAAAACAACUAUAUUUUUAAUUUUUUUUUAUAGUUCAAUCAUUCUUUGUUUCCUCAAUAUUUUUGGUAUAAUUGUUUUUGUAUGGCAAUAAACAUUCAAUGUUAUUUAUUGUCACUAGUCAAUUAAUCAAAUUAUGGAAAAUGUCUUGUUUAAAGCACGACGCACAACAAUUUCAUCCGUAGGUUUAUUUAUUUUGGGCAUUUCAAAUGACUGCUUCAAUUACAACUUAUUUUUUUAUUCAAUUUUGUAUAACUAUCUUUUGGAAUGAGAAUGUAGAAGUUUUUAAUUAUUGGCAUUAGUUGUUACCCUUCUUGAUAAUCAUUAAACAGUCCCUGUGCAUGUAUUUAUCCUGAUAGCUGUCUAUGUUUGGUGAAGGCGCAGUUACUUGAUCAAAUCAGUAUGACUUAUUUGUAAAUUAGUUGAUCUACUAUUGAAGAAAUAUCUUGAAGAUUCAUAUUUUUUAAUCUACUUGAAAAUGUCUAAAUUUGUAUAUUAAUACUACGGAAUAUUACUUAUAAGAUAAUUCUAUUGAUGUUGCAAAAUAUAUUUAUAUAAGACGAAUGUUCAGAUUUGUGUGUUUCAUGGUUCUCUCAUUCUCUCUCAUUGUUUUGCUUUUCUUAAUGUUUAUAUUUUAUUAGGUUAUCAUUUAUUAGAGAUUAGAGAAUUCAUUAAUGGAUUUGACUUUACGUUAACUAAAUUUUAAAUCAAGCUUUUUUUGAAUUAAAUUUAUCAUCAUUGUAUUUUAUGCUCUUUCAAUAAAAUAUUUUUUAAUUUUGAUUCAUUAUCAUGAUCGUUUUUCAAAAGGUGUGUCAAUUUGAAGAAACCAAUAAUUUAUUUCCGCAUUUGAUAAGCCAGAACCAUGAACUGUUUCAAGUCAGUAAUGGCACGAUGAGCUUGGGCUGAAAGCUUCAUGAUGAAAUGUGAAUAUUGUUCUCAAAAGUUGUCAUUUCAUAUCUUAUGUAUUCAUAUUUCAUCCUUGCAUUUAACAAUGUGUCAACUCUAUAAGAUCUCCAGACAAAGAUUUAUUUCAUGAUAAAAUCAAGCUAUUUGAAUAAAUCUGAAUUUGUAAUGCAUCUAGUUGAUCUAUUAAUAGUUUCCUAUAUUUUACGUGAAUUUUAUUUUUAAAUUUGCAUCUAAAUAAAAAGUGAUUAGUGAUAAUAU
Messenger RNA from Nilaparvata lugens (brown planthopper), 2951 nucleotides. RefSeq names its product CCR4-NOT transcription complex subunit 9 (gene Rcd-1). The record is from RefSeq and is a predicted model, not a curated record. The transcript has 7 exons. Gene Ontology annotation, cellular component: CCR4-NOT core complex; CCR4-NOT complex; P-body. Bases 303 to 1211 code for a protein of 302 amino acids. Gene Ontology annotation, biological process: mRNA catabolic process; negative regulation of translation. NCBI's taxonomy places the organism in Eukaryota, Metazoa, Arthropoda, Insecta, Hemiptera, Delphacidae.